UACAGAACAUUCACAUAGCCUCUCUGAAGCUUUCACACACUUUUGUACUUGCUCUUACUUCUGUGAAUUUCAGGGAUUUGAGAAUGCUCUCCCUAGUUUUUGGAAUAGAUAUCACUGAUGCAUCUGUAGCUGCCAUUUCCUCAAGUUACACAAACUUGGAACUGCUUGAUCUGAGUGGAUCCAGCAUUACUGAUACUGGUCUUGGGAUGAUCUGCGAUGUCUUACCUGAUACACUCUCAAAAUUACUUGUUGCUCUUUGUCCCAACAUUACAUCAAGUGGCAUUCAGUUUGCUACUGCUCAACUUCCUCUUCUUGAUCUGAUGGAUUGUGGCAUGACUGUGUCUGAUCCCAGUUCAGAUAAUCCGACCUCUUCAGAGAAGAGUUCGACUUCGCAAAAAGCACCAGGCUACAAUCAGAAGAUGUUUAUUAAACAUAAACAGUUGAAGAAACUCAGUUUGUGGGGAUGUUCCAGUUUGAACGCUUUGUUCCUAAACUGCCCAGAGCUCAAGGACUUGAAUUUGAACUCGUGCAGCAAUUUGCAAGCUGAGAGUUUGGUGCUCCAGUGUCCAAAGUUGGAACUUGUGCACGCAUCAGGAUGUCAAAACCUACUAAUAGGAGCUAUCCGAAAACAGGUUUCUGAGAACUUUGCUGCUGGUGAAAACCACAUUCCACGGAAACGCUUGGCUGAUGCGUCGAAAAGGAUUCAGGCUCCACCUUCCGUAUACCAAGAGACAAGAGAAGAUGAGAAUAAUCCAGGGAAGAAGAGAAGGAAGGUUGAGAGAGAAGUGUGUACCAUUAUACAUUAAUAACGAACUCUCUAUCAAUAAUACUCAUCUUGGACUCGUUCUUCUUCCAACUCUAUUUUAUUGUACAUCUGAUCAUGUUGGAUUACGUCUGUUGUGGUUUAUUACUUAUGAACUUAUACAUGUUUAAUCUUUGUUUUCUAAUUAGCUUGAAUAGUUACAUGUUUAAUUAACUUUCCUUGUCUGAAAAUUUCAAUCCUAUUGAUAGGUUUAUUGUUC
This is a messenger RNA of Raphanus sativus (radish), 1022 nucleotides long. RefSeq names its product F-box/LRR-repeat protein 17-like. Bases 84 to 806 code for a protein of 240 amino acids. The transcript is spliced from 7 exons. The record is from RefSeq and is a predicted model, not a curated record. NCBI's taxonomy places the organism in Eukaryota, Viridiplantae, Streptophyta, Magnoliopsida, Brassicales, Brassicaceae.